AUUUUCUGGUUUAUCACGAUACAUUUGCAAGAUUAGAAACUAGUGAAAAAUAACAGAAAAAAAGAAACUGGUUAGAUAAAUACAAACUUACAAAAUUGGUUAUAAAACAGAUUACCUUCUUCAAAAAGACAAGAAUUUACUUUUUACAAAGCCUAUUGUUGUUGGUUCACCUUCAUAAUCUGACGUAGCGCAUCUUCUAUAGGUCAGAAACUUUGAAAUUCAAAAACAACUCAAAUCAAGCGAACAGAAUAUCUGGAGAAUAAGUUUAAAAUAUUGGAUGCUGAAUUAAAAAUAAGGAAGUGAUUAUUGAAACACACAUAUAUAUACUCCACAAUCAAAUCAACCACAGCUUUUAUUUAGAAAAUUCUAAAUUCUUACAAACUUAAUUUAAUUAAUUGAUUGUCAUAAUAUGAAAUAUUUCCUGAAAUCGAGCAUGUAUUCUAUCCAAGUCACCUUGAUAUUUUAUUCAAUUAUACUAUAUAGUGAAGCGAUUCAUUCAGAUGACGAAUUAUUUGCUGUAAAUAUCAAUGGAGCCAAUACAUAUUCCAGUUCAAAUGUACCAGGUGGUCUAUCAGAAUAUUCGAUUGAUGAUGAUUUUAUGCAUAUGCAACCAACAUGCUUUCAGACUGAUCCUGCACAACCUGAUUUAAACGGUUAUCAUUGGUUAAUAAUUGAUUUUGGUAUACAUUUACACCAUAUAAAAGAAAUACGACUUGCACCAAAUCCAUUUCAUAAAUAUUUCGAUAUCUCGGUAGUUACAUACUUCCUGGGUGUACAGUACACUUAACAGUCGUAAUCAAUAGGUAAACAUUUAAAGUGUCAUGAUGGAAAUUGGUCGCUGCAGAUUAUCUACAAAACUCUCAAAUAUUGAUGUGUUUCUUAUACAAAGUGGUGAAUCAUUGGAAACUGAUGAAAUGUUAGCAUCACUAAGACAAACAAAUCAAAGAACACCAAAAAAUAUUAUGUGGAAUUCAAAAGGCAUUAAAUUUUGUCAGUCGACAGGUAAUAUUACAGCUGGUACUCGUGCUGCUACAAUAGAAUGUCCACAAGAAAUGGAUGCAAAGUGGUUAGCAUUACGUAGAGCAGAUGAAUUGGAAAUUUGCCUUGUCAGUGUUUAUGUAAAGAAAGCCUAUAAAGAGUGCUUCAUACAAUAUUCAACAGAAGAACAACAAGUAUGGCCUAGUUUAUCAGGUCAACCAUUUAGUUUUAUACGUCAUUUGUCAAAAUCAGCUUGUCGUGCUGGAUGUUCAGUCAAUAAAAAUUGUCAAGCUAUACGCUAUAGAAAAAUAAGACAUACUGGAGUCUGUGAACAAAUACGUGAUGUCAUACUUUCAGAAGAUCAUACCAGUGUUAUUCCAAAUGAGAGGAAUCCAGUUUCACAUGAUUCUUUACUAAAUUGCGAAUCAGAGAAUUGUAUGAUUGAAUUAAACAAAUGUCAAUUAGGUAGAUUAGAAGAAUUACAUCAAGUUAAACAGUCUGAAGAAAAUGACACCAUAAUAUCAAUCUCUAAUUUGAACAAUGAAUCAAAUGACUUACAAAGUGAGAAUAAAUUCUCAUUAUGGGAAAUUCCAUCGAAUUUACAAAAGAUUAAAGCUGAUCAAUCAAAUGAAUUAAAUACUGAAUUAUUAUUUUCUAUUCAAAUGGAUGGUUAUUUAUAUUGUAGUAAAGCUGUUUGUGACACAUUGAAAAUUUAUUCAAUGGAUGAGAAUAAUGAAGCAAUUCUUUGCGGUGAAAUUAAUUCACUUAUUGUCUCACAUUUAAAUAAACAUUAUUUAUUUUGUCAAAAUAAUUAUCCAAUGGAUAAAUUAAAAUUUAUUCGUUUAGAAUGGAAUAAUAUGGGUAGAGAAAAAGCGGGUUAUUUACAUGUAAAUAUUACAAAAAUGUUUAUUAGAAUAACAAAAAAUACAAAAUUAUUCAAUAUGAAUUUAAAUUCAAAUAUUAUGCCAAUGACAACUUAUUCAACGAUGCUUGUUACAAACAAUAUAGAGUUAACUACUGAACAACAAUCGAGUGAACAUUUUGUAGAAGUAAAAGAAUAUGAAGUAAAUGAACAAUAUACAACUCAACAACUAAAAAAUCAAUUUAAAGAACUGAAAAAGGAAAAGAAUGAAGAGGGAUUAAAUGUACAGAACAAUCUUCAUGAAACAGAAUUACUUCAACAAUACUAUCAACCUGAAAAAGGUGAAUUAGAAGAUAAAAGAGAAAGCGAAAAAUCAGAAGCUCUACAUCAUACAGAUUCGUAUAAGGGUGAAGAUGAACAACAUACUGAAAUGAAAGAAACUAAUACCCUUAAUGAAGAAAAUAGUCAUUCAGUCAAUUAUCUGAAUACAAAUACUGAUUAUACAGAAAAUGAAGAAGAUGAAUAUGAUAUGUCGACACUGGAAUCAUUUGAUGAUCAAACAGUAGAAGACGACCUAACAUAUGCAACAGAAAACGAAUCGAAUAUGCAAAUGACGAACAUUCAUGACAAACAUUAUAUGUCGCCCAAACAAAAUCACUUAACUGUAACAACCACUGAAUUUCAUGAAGUUGUAGAACAUACUGAGGCCAUUGAUAAUAUAGUUACCGAUUCAUGGGGGCGACAACCAAACUCACAUAAUGACUUAGAUAAAAAUGUAAAUAACUAUCGAAACAAAAAUAUCACAUCAACAAAACUAGGUGUACGUGAAGCGAGAAGAGAAAAAGACCAUGACAAUUUACAAAUAGCUGGACAGCACCAUCGUAAUUUAGAAAAAAAAUCACUUCAAACAGUUCGAAUUGAUGAAGGGCCGAAAAAUAACUCCCUCUUUUCACGUAGACCUCAAUUUAUUCUGAUUAUUGCAAUUACAUUUCUUAUAUUUCGAAAGGUUUGGUGAAUUUCGCCGAAGGAAAUAAUGUGAAGUAACAAUGUUUUAUAAUGAAAUUUGAGAAUAUUCAGUGUAUAACAUUUUCAAGUUGAAUGAGGUUGUCUAUAUUUUUUGUUUGGAAAUAGGAACAUAAUUGUUUUUGUCAAAAGAUCACUUCAUUAUUCCAUAAGGGAACUUUUCAUAUAACUUUCUUUAUCAGGACCUGCCUUAUUCUCUUCUAUAAACAAGUCUAUAUUAAUUAUUUGACUUCAAAAGAUAUUGAACCCGACCAUGAAUUCAGUUGCACUGGGCACAGUCUUUUGUUCUUUCAAAUUCUUGAUUACAAAAUACAGGGAUUUAGGUCAUUUUUUAUAAAUAAUGAUUGACUAUUUGUCGCUUAUUUAAUGGCUUUUUGCUUUAUUAUUAAGCGCGACCUCAUGAAGGUCAGUUAUUUUGAAAGUUUUUCUCUUCCUUAUGCAAGUUACCUAAAAGCUUAACUUAAAUUUCUUUUAACAUUGUCGUUCUCUUUUUUAAUAUACACCAAAGUGAUGAAAACAUAAAGUGUAUUCAUAUACGAUUGUUUUCUAAAGAGACAUGAUAAAUAUCACAUACCUGAGGAUGGUUAUAAAUAUAACGUCCUCAGUUCGCUUAACAAGUUAAGAGCUAUUGGUCCCAUUGCCAAAUAUAAAAAGUGUUGUUAUUUUACUUAAACAUUAAACACGAAUUGUCAAAAGACUUCAGAGUAUUAGGAAUGUUUAAGGUUAAGUGCACAACAACCGCUCAGACAUCUAGCAAGAGGUAGGAGAUAAUAAAAGCCAAUCAGUUUUAUCAUUUCCAUCUGUAAGUAUUUACAAUCUCAGUUGUAGAUAGUUUUUGAAAUGAGAACCUAUAAUAUACUUGUUCAUGGAAACAAAUCGUUUUUAAUUAAUCAGUUGACGAAUAGCAAAUGAUGGAGAUAAUCUGUACGAAUGUAUAUGAGGGAGAUGGUACGAG
This is a messenger RNA of Schistosoma bovis, 3818 nucleotides long. The record is from the annotation of a GenBank genome assembly. NCBI's taxonomy places the organism in Eukaryota, Metazoa, Platyhelminthes, Trematoda, Strigeidida, Schistosomatidae.